UCUCUCGUGAGCCCCCUGUAGCAAGGGUUUUUGGCUCAACUGUCUGUGGAGUUGGAAAACACAGGCCUGCUCUGGAGCUUGCCCCAACCCCCUCCUGCUGCACUCAAUACCUGCAUCUAUCUAACAAAGAAAAUUGUGUUUGCCAGGCUGGCUCGCUGAAGUCACAAGAUUCCCAGUGUCACACAGUGCUCCAGAAUGCCUGUGAAACCUCCCGAGGAGGGGCAGAUUGUGCUCCCCACCUUUCAGAUAACUGCCUUUAGUACCAGCCUGAAAAACCAUGUAAUGGUCAUGGACUUGGUGAAGAGGGACUGGCUUCCUUCCCAGAGAAGAGCCAAAGUUUGUUUCAUCCAAAUGUGCCCUGGGCUGAAGGUGGCUGAGCAGCAAGUCAGCAGAUAUGAGAUGAACAGUCAACUUUUCUCAUCCCCCAAUGAUGACUCUGCCUGGGAAACUCUUUCAAAAGCAGGAUUACUGGACACGCGCUAUAGUACAAACGAUCAAAUCGCCCUUAAAAAUCUCCAGUCUGAUGUUACAGAGAGGAAGUUGGACUUCACCAAGGAGACAUUGGCAUCACAAAACACAAAAAUGAUAUCACCUAUCAUCAUUUCCCAGCUGAUUGAUGAGAAGAAACGGAUGGAAAAUGGAGCCGUGUUGCCUCUGCCACAAGCAACUGUUCAGCCUCAGCUGUGUCCCACGAAGCCAGCUUCGGCCAGGCGCAGUGGCGUGAACAUGCACAGGCCUUUUGCUCCAGACAGAUUGGGAAUUCUGACUCCAUCAGAUGAGCAAGGACUGGAGAUAGAACCACUGUCCACAGGAGACAACCUAGGCAGAGGCCCCCACAGAGGGUUCUCAUCAAUCACCAUUACUGCCAGACGUGUGGGCCCUCCAGCCAACUCCUUGGUAUGGGACACUGUUAGGGACCCACUGUGUCCCAAUUGCAGGGCCAAGGAUGCUCUACUCCAAGACACCCCAGCUCUGGCCAGUGGUGUCCAUCUAUGUCAGCACAAUGGAUCCUUCACCUGUACAGAGUUCCCUAGCAAUGGCUCCAUAGAAGGGCUAAAGGUUCCCCAGGCUCACACAAGGCUGUGUGCAAGGCAGGAGUACUGGGUCACCCACAUGGAUGACAAAGGGGACAGUUUUUCUUCAGACAGUUCACCAUCAAGAAAAGUCCCACUGGUGUUCAGUUCCUGUGUCCACCUCCGGGUGUCUCAGCAGUGUCCCAGUGCCAUUUACUAUUUGGACAAGCCUCUUUCAGUCCCUCUUGAACAACCUCAAAUCGCUAGCCCCAAAAUGCACAGGUCUGUCCUGUCUCUCAGCCUCCGCUGUAGUUCCCACGGGUUAACAGCAGAUGGAGUAGACAGCACAGCUAAUGGAGAGCCAAUCAGCAGAGCCCUGCCACAGGAGCUCUUGGAGGGAAAGCAGGAUCUUCUAGGUCCACAAUGGGGCCAGCCCCAGGAGGGUCACUGGAAGGAGAGCCCAGCAUUGGUGCCGGCACAUUUUGGGAGUGGCACAUGCCCUCAGACUGGGUCCCCUCCCCUGGAAAAUGUCAAAUUUGCAGAUGUGGGAAAGAACCAGAUCCCAAGAAGAAAGGAGAAAGAGGACCAUGCAGCAUGUCCCACCAGCAACCAUGCCAACCAACUCUCCAUCCAUAUUCCUGGCUGGAGUUACAGGGCAGAAACAAAAGUAUUUUCUGGAAACAGCAAGGAGCAGCAAAGAGAAGCACAAGUGACCCUUCCUGCUUCCCUGGUGGGACAGAAGCUCAUUAAACACUUCCCUCCUGACGGGGACAGUCCACCCAGCAAUGAUGGUCAGUCUAGCAUCUUUUCUGAGCCCCAAGAGAGACGGCACCCAUACUUCCUGACACCCAGAGUCCCUUUGUCUGGGUUUCUUUGCCCUUUACAAGCUGCAUGUGCCUCUCUGCAGGAGGAUGGUACAGUUCAGAUAGAAAAAGAGCUCCCCAAAGAUUACACAUGCUGCGACUUGGUUGUAAAACUAAAGGAAUACAAGAAGCAUGAGGACCACGUUGCCACCCCCGAGCCCUCACCAGCAACACCUUCUCCAACAGCGGCAGAGGGACCACAGAGCUCUGACCCAUUGGAAGAUAGUUCUGAGCCUCGGCAUCCGCUGGCAAGCUCCAUGACCUUGCAGGAAGCACUGGAAGUCCAUAGACCUCAGUUCAUCUCACGCUCACAAGAACGGCUACAAAAGCUUAAGCACAUGGUACAGCAAAGGAAAGCCCAGCAAAAGGAAAACCCGGGGCAGAAGCAGAGCCCCCUUCCUAUUCGUGCCCACAAGAAGCAGUUCACCGUUCCCCAUCCUCUUAGUGAUAACUUGUUCAAACCCAAAGAAAGAUGCAUUUCAGAGAAGGAGAUGCAUAUGAGAUCUAAAAGAAUCUAUAAUAACUUGCCAGAAGUUAAAAAGAAAAAAGAAGAGCAAAAGAAAAGAGUGAUCUUACAGAGUAACAGACUCCGAGCAGAAGUCUUCAAAAAGUUGAAGAUUUGCUCUGAGGUCCUCAUCUGGAGUGUGCACAGAGGAAAGGAGAGGAAGAGGAAAGUCUCCAAUUUUGUUCUCUUCUCUGGAAAGGUUCCUGGACACGUCUUGAAUGGCACCUGCCUGGCCAUGGUGCAGCCAGAAAGGUGACUUCAAGUAGUAGCCUUCCUCCCAGAUCUAAGCACCUCAUGACCUGGGAAGGGACCUGGGAUAGGACCUGGGACCUGGGAGGGGAGCUGAGAAGGAACCUGGGAAGAGGAGACAACUUACUCAGAGCAUCUCGAAAGAAUGAAGCAUUAUUAAAACAAACAGAAACCUUUUAAAAUUCUUAAGAAAGGGGGUAAGAAGGUGACUCAGUAAGCUGCUUAACACGCAAGUGUAGGGAUCUGAGCGCUGCCCCUAGAACCCACGUAAUAAAGUUGAGCCCAGCAGUACACAUCUGCAAUCCCAGUGCUGGGGAGGAAGAGACAGGAAGAUCUCUGAGGCUCACUGACUAGACAGUCUAGAUAAGACAGUGAGCUCCAGGCUUGGUGAGAGACCCUGCCUCAAAAACUAUGGUGGGGAACAAUUGAAGAUGUUCAUUGUCACCCCCUGGCUUCACACAUGUCACACCCAUGUAUACAGAAACAUGUACACAUCACA
This is a messenger RNA of Onychomys torridus (southern grasshopper mouse), 3129 nucleotides long. It is a transcript of the gene C1H10orf90, whose product is annotated as chromosome 1 C10orf90 homolog. The record is from RefSeq and is a predicted model, not a curated record. The coding region runs from base 196 to 2637 and encodes 813 amino acids. The transcript is spliced from 10 exons. NCBI's taxonomy places the organism in Eukaryota, Metazoa, Chordata, Mammalia, Rodentia, Cricetidae. Gene Ontology annotation, cellular component: centrosome; centriole; cytosol. Gene Ontology annotation, biological process: regulation of centriole replication.